GCUCCAGAACUCUGCCCUACUCGCCUGCCUCUGCGGCAUCCUGGCCCACUGAACAGCCAUGAGAAGGCAACUCCGCUCCAGAAGGGCUCCGGCCUUUCCCUACGGUUAUCGCUACAGACUUGAUGAUCAGGAUGAAGUGAAUCAGAACUACUUAGCAGAUGAGGAGGAGGAAGCAGAAGAAGAGGCUCAGGUGAUGACGGUGCCUGGUCUGGAGGAAGAGGAAGAAGAGGAGGAAGGAAAAGAGGAGGAGGAAGAAAGGGAGGAAGAAGGUCAGGGUCAGCCCACAGGCAAUGCCUGGAGGCGGAAAUUACAGAUCGUGACUGAAUACCUGUGGGACCCGGAGAAAAGGAUGUCUCUGGCCCGAACAGGUCUGAUUUUAGUCAUUUACUUCUUCUUCUAUGCCUCCCUGGCUGCUGUGAUCACCCUAUUCUUGUACAUGCUGUUCCUAACCAUCAGUCCCUACAUGCCAACCUUCACUGAGCAGGUGAAACCUCCCGGAGUUAUGAUCAGACCCUUCGCUCACAGCCUUAACUUCAACUUCAACGUUUCCGAACCUGAAACUUGGCAGCAUUAUGUGAUUAGCCUAAAUGGCUUUCUCCAGGGCUAUAAUGACAGUCUUCAAGAGGAAAUGAAUGUAGAUUGUCCUCCGGGACAAUACUUCAUCCAAGAUGGAGAUGAAGAUGAGGACAAGAAGGCCUGCCAAUUUAAGCGUUCCUUCCUGAAGAAUUGCUCUGGACUGGAAGACCCUACUUUCGGAUACUCUACUGGACAACCUUGCAUUCUCCUCAAGAUGAACCGGAUUGUAGGCUUUCGGCCUGAGCUUGGAGAUCCUGUGAAGGUGUCCUGCAAAGUUCAGAAAGGUGAUGAAAACGACAUUCGAUCCAUCAAUUACUACCCAGAGUCAGCUUCUUUCGACCUCCGCUACUACCCUUACUAUGGCAAACUGACUCACGUUAACUACACCUCCCCCCUGGUGGCAAUGCAUUUUACAGAUGUGGUGAAGAACCAAGCAGUGCCUGUACAGUGCCAGCUGAAGGGCAAAGGCAUCAUAAAUGAUGUCAUCAACGAUCGUUUUGUGGGGAGGAUAGUCUUUACCCUGAACAUAGAGACCUAGGAACUCCAGGGGCCGCUCCCACCAGUUCUGGUUGUUUUUUUGUUAUUCCUGGUAGCACCUCGAUUCCUUUUUCUUCAGUUAAGACACAGCCAGAUGGACGCCUAAGACAGCAGAUCAUCUUUCCUUACCUUUGACGUGUGUAUGAAGUGAUAUUGUGAGACCUGCUUGGUUUGUUUUUUUAAAGGUCAUCUCUCCCGAUGACAAAUAGUCUAUAUUAAUUUCCUCUCCUUCCUUUCAAAUUCAGGCAUAUUCUUGCUGCUAGAAGUCUCACUGUAUACACAAACAGUAUCUGAUAGCAUUCACCAUUGUCAGGACAAUGUCUAUCAUGUUUUUCUAAGAAUAUGUUGGUUUUAGAGGUGAUAUUAUUCCCAGCCAGGUGGAUAUUCUAACCCCACCCACCUUUAAAACUGCCUUUCUCAAAACACCAACACAAAACAAACCCAGAUUAUGCUAUACCUAAAGCCACUCUCCAUACAGAACUUUAUAUGGGGGAGGGGGCUUGAAAAUUUGGCUGUCUCCCAUAGGCGACUCAAUACUGAUUCAAGACGCCAUUGUUUUCCGCCAGGACAGCAAGCAAUGCUGACAGGUUAUUGAUCUGGUCUAGAGAUGAAGACCUUCUGUGAGACUUUUUGUGGGGGGAGGUAGAUCCUAGUGCAAUUGAGGAGAAGUGGUAGCAUAGGGAUUUACUGGUUGUUGACUGCUCGAUAGUAUAAUCGUGCAAAAGCAAAAAUUCUUGCAAGCAAGCCUUUUCUCAACUCCUAGCAGAAGAGAAACUAUGAAAAGUCUUCUUUGGUCAAAUCUUCUUGGCCCAUUUGCUUGAUAGUUGUGUGGUUUUCUUUGAGAUCAGCAGGGAUGGGUGCCUUGACCCCCCAGCUAUGACCUUGGGGAUUGAAAUUAGGGUUCUCUAACUAAUACAUGGCAAGACAGAAAGCUCCUGCCAGGCCUCCCUGAAGCCAAUGCUCAUUAGCCAGUUUUGCAUUUACUUUAAAAAUCACGAGGCAGAUGUUUAUCCAGGUUGUGGAUCAGCCAAGUUGCUUUGUUUUUUCUUUGGCCAUGUGACCAUUCCAAUUACUUCUUAAAGCCUCCACCAGGGGGAGGGCUGGAACAAAAAGAGGAGGCAAGCAUUACAGACCAGCAUAGUGUCUCAGGGUCCAAAGCAAACGAAAAUUCCACUUACCAGCCUGCAGAGUCUGAAUCUACACUACAAUGUUUAGUUUCUCCAAGGACGUGCAACUGGAAGACUGCUGGGGAGGACUGUAGUAUUGGGUGACAAGAGACGUAAAUAUAGCAUAUGGGAAUGCUAUGGGGAACAUGAGGGGCAGUCACUCUCCCUGGCUGAGUAAGCAGCCGAGGAAAUUACACAUUCAAAGCCACGAGCACGAAGAAAUCUCGUGCUUUGGUAAGUCUGAACAGUUCACAUGAGAGCUCAGCGGAAAUGCUGGGAGAGUGGAUUGCAUGAGUGUUCAGAAAUGGUGAGUGAAAGGGAGUCAUUAAAGUGUUGUAAUCAGGGCAUCUCUGUGAGCACUUUUGCAUUUUCUCAAGAGCACUUGGGCAGUAAUAGCAUAAGGAAUGAAUCAAAGACAGAGAAGACAAGACCAAGACAGGAAUUGGGGGAAGGAAGAGUAUAACAUGACCCAGGCUUUCGAGCUUGGCUAAAAAACUGUGAGUUGGUGAUAUUGUUAAUCCUGCCUAGGUGUAAAAGAGCAAGUGAUUGGAGAGGAAGUUGUUAAGAUCACUUUGGGACAGAUUUAGCUUGUGGUUUCCUCUGGUCAGACACUGAUGUGGAGAUAUAAACACAUGUAGAGUAGAAGAGAAGAAAAGCUGAGAACAAAAGCAACAUUUGGUUAAGCGAACUUAUUUAGGACGUGCUUAGUCUUGGGAACUUGAGCCAGUUGAGCUUGGGGGCUAGAACACACAGAUCUAGCUCCUAACACGGUGCUUUUCUCUGGGUUUCCUGGCAGAAUGGACUCCUAUUGCCCUCGGGAAUGUCCCUCCCAAACCCCGUAUAGAUCUUCUCCAUAGACUAGAGAAGGGGUGACCACUUUUAACAAGCAGCUGAAGAUGAGCGGGACAGCAGGGCUACAUAACACACAGACACAAAGAAUCAGACUCCUCUGGACCCUACUUUCUCAACAAGUUCAGUUUCCUAGCCUUUGAACAGGAGACUAAGGAAACGAAAAAGACAACAACUUGAGACCUCUUAAAAAUGGCCUCAAUCAAAUUCUCAAGACUUAAUAGCAAAAGAGUACACACCAUCAGAUCGGGAAAGGCUCUUUAGGGAAAACAACCUGCAUUGCAUCUGACUCCAGGUCCAGUGCUCUUUCUCCUCAGAGCCGCUGCUUACCAGCAAGUACCAUCUUCUGAAAAACUCAUAUCCCAAACAUUCUGAAAUAUGUCAAACUUGAGUUCAAAUAAUUAACAUUUCGCAGGAAUCCAACUACUGGUGCUAUAUUUUAUACAUAAUACAUGGUCCUGUUGAAUAUGUUUAACUAUUAGGUAAAAAAUUAGAAAUGAUUUUGUCAUGUGUGUUUCUCAUUCAAUGGCAGAUAUCAUGUCCACAGUUUCCAAGAAGUCUUGAAAAGUACCAAGACAGUUUGGGCUAUCAGCUGGAACUUGAAAAACUAGCUUUCUUAUACAAAACUGGAUACUAUACACAACUGGAUUAAUGAGUGUGUCCGUUCAUGUGAGAGUCUAACUGUUCAAUAAACUUCUAGUUGAUUAAUUUAAA
Molecule: messenger RNA, 3842 nt
Organism: Mesocricetus auratus (golden hamster)
Lineage: Eukaryota; Metazoa; Chordata; Mammalia; Rodentia; Cricetidae
Gene: Atp1b4
Product: ATPase Na+/K+ transporting family member beta 4
Exons: 8
Coding region: 59-1114 (351 amino acids)
Biological process (GO): regulation of DNA-templated transcription; potassium ion transport; sodium ion transport
Cellular component (GO): nuclear inner membrane; sodium:potassium-exchanging ATPase complex
Source: RefSeq, a predicted model, not a curated record